AAUUUAAAUAUGCUCAUAUCUGGAAUGCAAUUGAGGCAUUCGUUGACUCCUCGUUUUUUCGCAGGAGUGUUCAACAAACGAAAGCCAACAAAGAAGGACUUAGAUCAUUAUGAUGUAGUGGUGAUUGGUUGCAAUUUAGGAGGAGUUUUGAGUAGACAACUUGAUAAGGUAGAUUUGUAAUAUUAUUUUGGAAUAGGUUUCUCAUGGAAAAUAUAAGAUUAUGGUUGUACUUGAUUAAAAUAUCAAUCAAAUAACUCCAAUCAGAUAGAUUUAUGAAUAAUAGAAGACAGCUAAGACAGAUUUUUUGCUUAAUGCCAAAUUGUCACUCAAUAUGUUCACAGCUCACUCUGAUCAAGUUGGAUGUUCAACAAUCUUACCUGAAGAAAAUGCCAUUGUUUUGCGUAAUGGUCGUAGAAUUGGCUAUAAUUAAUUGGUUGUAGCAAUGGGUAAAAUCAUAAAUAUCAUUCUAUAGGUCAGCAAGUUAAUUAUGAAGCAAUCAAAGGAUUUGAAGAAGCUUGGUAAGAUUUUGAUUCACCAGUAUUUACUAAUCUUGAUCAUCCAAGUUGGCGUUCUUCUAAUCACAAAUACACUAGAUGGCAUUACAAUUUCAACCAUGGAGAAGCUUAUUUCUGUAUUCCUCAAUUUCCUUUCAGUGGUGAGGUUGAAGCAUAUAACUUUUUCUUAAGUCAAAGAAUAUGGGAAUGGUAAACUGCUAAUGGACGUCAAUCUCCUAUUAAAAAAUUCACUAUCAUAUAACCAAAUGAAAGAUUUGUUCAAUAUAAUGAUGCUGGAGAUUCAUUUUUCAAAGAAGAAUUAAAACGCAGAAAUAUCAAUGUUGAAUAUGGACUUAAAUUGGUUGAAGUCAAUAAAUAAUACAACACAGCUACUUUUGAAGAUGUCAAGACUGGUAAUAGACAAACUAGAAAUUUCAAUCAUCUCUAUGCUGUUGCUCCUACUAAAGCUCAUGAACCUCUUGUUAAGGCUGGUUUAACUACAUCAAAAGGAUUAUUAGAUGUCAAUAUUAAGACUUUGUAGCAUAAUAAAUAUAAAAAUAUUUUUGGACUUGGUGAUGUGAAUGAUCUCCCAACAACCAAUUGUUUCUGGGCUGGAUUCCACUAACUUCAUGUUGUUAGAAAUAACAUUGAAAGAAAUAUUGCUGGAAAAUCCCUUAAUGCUGAAUAUGAUGGAUAUAGCAAAGUUCCAAUAAUAUUAGGUUAAAAUACACUUACAUUUUUAUGUCAUAAAUACAAUAAUGAAAACGCAUGGCAUAACCUUUACUUCUCUAAUGGAGGGUUUUUAGCUGCUUUAAGGUAAAUGGUUUAUUCUAUAAAAGAUAUUAUAAUUGGUGCAAGAAUUUCAAGAAAGCCUUUAUUGACAUUUACUUAGAAAAGAAUUGGGGACCUCCCUAUUACAAAAUAAAGAAGAGUUUCAAAUUGCCAGAAGGAGAAACAGAUGAACACGGUUUUAUGUCAAAAUUAUCAAAAUUGUUACCUGGCAAAAAAGAAAGUCAUUGAAAUAAAUAAAUAAUAUAAAAAAU
This is a messenger RNA of Paramecium sonneborni, 1537 nucleotides long. The record is from the annotation of a GenBank genome assembly. Lineage: Eukaryota; Ciliophora; Oligohymenophorea; Peniculida; Parameciidae.